Chelonoidis abingdonii (Abingdon island giant tortoise) is the source of this 6617-nucleotide messenger RNA. RefSeq names its product forkhead associated phosphopeptide binding domain 1 (gene FHAD1). Gene Ontology annotation, molecular function: protein binding. The record is from RefSeq and is a predicted model, not a curated record. Lineage: Eukaryota; Metazoa; Chordata; Testudines; Testudinidae.
UGAGAGGACGUGGGGCAGCACUGACUCCCAGACCAUUCUCCCUGCUUUCCAGCAAUGACAGUGUAUUAGGUUAGUGCAUGUAGCUUUACAUGUGGAGACCUUAAUAGGGUUCAUGCCCUCCUUCAAAUUAUACAUAAUGAACUCUGCUGCACUCUCAAUAUUUGUUGUGUAAUUUUCAGUAUCCUAGUACAAGCUUUUCCAAUGAUGUGAAGCUUUAGUUUGUUUGCUAAGUGCUGUUAUUCUCAUUCCUGGCUAUGGAUAUAAAAGGUAAAAAGAAGAGACAAUGAAAGCCUUUUUAAAAAGUUCAGAUGGUGUUUUUAUGCUGAGAUCAAAAGUAACUACUAUAGGAAGACAUGAAGAUUCAGAUCUCAUUCUGAAGUCUGUAGGUAUUGAAGAUCACCAUGCAGUCAUUGAAUUCAGCGAUUCAGAAAACAGCUUUGUUCUUCAAGAUUUCAACUCGCUUCAUGGCACUUUUGUUAAUGAUUGCCAUAUACAGAAUGCAGCAGUGAAAGUGGGUGCAGGGGAUAUUCUGCGCUUUGGUUCAGGAGGAACAUCCUAUGAGCUAGUGAUAGAAAACACUUCUCAGACGUCUUGCACACCAAUGAAACGUCACACAGCGUGGCCUGGGCAGCUCCAGUUAAUUUCAGAGGCAAAACUUUAUACCCCUUCAACAACUCCUCCUCAGCUUCCUUUCCUCCAGUCUCAGCACCCAUCCAGUGUUCACAACAGUUGGAUGCAUGGAACAAAUGGAACUACACCCCAUCCACCAAACAGAAGAAGACCUGUGAGUGCUUGGGGGAGAAGUAUGACUUCUUCUUUCUCUCCAGAUACUUUCAGUAGGCCUACUGCAGUCAGACAAGGAAAUGGACAAUCUGGAGCAAGUGGAGUUCCAUUAUCAGGAAGUCAUCAUAUGGAUUUACUUCUUCAGGAAAAGGAUGAAAUAAUUCUGAAAAUGAAAGAUGAAAUCAGUCAUCUCUUGCGUUUUGAAAGUGAGUCAAAACAUAAAGAUACAGUGAUAGCCAAUCUUCAGGAUGAAAUUGCAGUGAUGACAAAGAAGAUGGCUCAGGCUGCUAGGAAUGAUGUCGAAUUUACUCAAAAACUACUGACCUUUGAGCGAGAUAUUGAAGCAAAGACGGAAGAGAUUAAAGCCUUGAAAGAGCAGAUCAGCAAUCUGCAGAGAGAUUCGAGCCAAGUCUUAUGCCAUUCCCUCUCUGAAAGAGACCUAGAAAUUGCAAACUUGAAAAAAGAGGGUGAGAAGUUAAGGAGAAACCAAGCUCUAAGUACAGGACUGGUGACCAGUUUACAGAGAGAUAUUUCAGCAAAGGAGCAGAGAAUACUGCAACUAAAACUGAAUGCAGAUAAACUAAAGAAGGAAAACAGGGAGAAGGAUAAUCAGCUUGCAGUCAUUUCUGCCAAGUGUUCUAGAAUUAAAGAGGAAAUGAAGCAUGAAUUCAGAGAGAGAGAAGUAAUUACAUACCAAAAUCGCAUUGGAGAGCUGGAGCUGCAAGUGAAGGGGCUGCAGGAGAAAUGCGAAGACUGCGAAAGGAAAUUAGUCGGCUUGCAGAAAAAUAAGGCUGAAGAGGAACUGAAAAAAGAAUGUGAAAGGAAAUAUCUGCAGUUACAAGAGAUGGGGCGCAGAGAAGGCCUCAUUAAAGCUGACUUGGAACAGGCAAAAGCUCAGCUGGAGUGUUUCAAAAGGCAAAUGAUUGAAAUCUUCUAUUCACAAGAAGCAGAAAUUCCAGAGACUGUAACAGAUCAACAGUUAAUGGAAAAGAUAAGACAGAUCACUGAUGAAAAUCUGCAGAUACAUGAAGAGAAGUUAUUACAGGAGGAAAUAAUUUCCAAGGACUCUGAAGAGAAGGAAGUAUCUGAAACUGUUGAGGUGUUGAAGAAAUCAUUGGAUGAAUUACAGGCUUUCUUAAAGACCUCCUAUUGUAGCAGUAGCUUGAAAAGAGAGAUUUGUAACCUUCAAGAUCUGUGCAUUGACCCCUCUGUCUUGUGGAUCCACACAUUGGUAGUUGAAAUUCUAAGAAGUUUACUCUCAUGGGUAGAAGCAGUGGAGCAGCUCCUUCAGGAUGUGGGCAUUGACAUGUCUUGCUCUGACAAAGGAAUGGCCUCAUACAUGAAGAGUCUGCUGGAGAAUAAUCAUGAAACUGUGGGCAGAAUUGAAACAUUGCAGGCCCAAUUAGAGAAAUUACAGGAAUCCCAGAAUUCUCUGCUACACGAAAAGCUGAAUGAACUACAAGUGGAACAUGAGAAAGAAUUACAGGACAAGAUAAAACUAGUACUUUUAGAAAAAGAGAAAGAAAAUAGAAAGAUUCUGGACAGUGCUGUUGCCCAGGAAAAAGAAAAAUUAAAGUUAUCUAUGGAGGAAGAAAAGAAAAAGGUCCAACAUUUGGAAGAUCAAUGGAGACAUUUGACUGAGAUAAUUGAACUUAAAAUGAAAGAAGAAGAAAUUGUAAAUGCCAAACUGAGAGAAGCAGUGGACAGCUUAGAAGAGGCUAGAAAGAGAGAGGCCAUGUUGCAAGAGCACCUGUUGAUGCAAGACAGACAUCUAACACUCAUUCAGGAUGAGAAUGAGUUACUGAAGCAGAAAAUUCAGAAAGAGAUAAUGGAAUAUAAAGAACAAAUCAAGCAACAUUCAGAGACAAUUGUGGCUUUAGAAGACAGACUAAUGGAAGCCACAGAGCAUCAGAAGACUAUAGAGGAGGAAAAUGUAGCUUUACGGGAAAAAAUAGAAAUAUUUCAGAAAGAGCCUCAGAAGUCAGCAUCAUCUGUUUCACAAGAGCUUUCUGACAAUGAAGAGGCCCAUGUUUUUCUGAUAGGAGAAUUAGCAGCUGCUCGGAAGGAAAUCCAGUCCAAGCAGGCCAUCAUUUUGGGAUUAAAGAAAGACCUCUCAGAAGCCAAAGCCAGAAUGUCGGACAUGAUAGGAGAACUCAGUGAGAAACAAAAGAUGGAACUAGAGCGGAACCUAAUUCUUGUUAGAAGCCAAGAGAGUGAACUGAAUAUGCUUAGAGAGAAGCUAUUUGCGAUGUCAGACCUUGUGGACAAGAAGGAUAAAGACCUGAGAACUUCAGCUGAAGAGUUAAGGCAUACGAAAGAAAAACUGAAAAAGCUGAAGAAUGCAGCAAAAGAAAAGGAGAGUGAAUUUGAAAAGCUACCACAAACAGAUGUUCAAGCCAGUAAUACCACAAAGGAUGAAGUCCCCAAAACCAAAAAGAAGCAGACUUUGGACUUGGCGGACCUAGGAGCUAAAUGUAAAGGCCUCAGACAUGAGGAGAUAAUUCAGCGUCAGAAAGAUGCACUGACUGAGCUCCGAGACAGAAUCAAGACCCUGGAAAAGUCUCAGCCUUUAACUGUUAACGAGAAGGUUCCUGAGCCACUUAUAGUGCUAAAGAAAGACCUAUCUGAGAAAAUAGCUCAGAAAAUAGGCUUAGAAAAGGAACAUGUGCCAUCAUCAAUAAAAAAAAUGGAGGCCAAGCUUCCAAGCCAUUUUCCCAACACAUAUUCAAAUGUAGCCUUAGAGAGGACAGCAAAGCUGGAAAUGUCUGAUGCUUUAGACCUCAGCGAGAAGAUGUAUCUCAACUUAAUUCAUGCUCUUGGAAGUCUGAUGAAUGUGAAGGAGCUGACAGGAGUGCAGUCUGUUAAGCAUCUUUCUCAGGAUGAGAGGGAAAAAGUGAGAAUGCAACGACAGAAGGACCUUGAGCUGCUCUACGAUAAGAUCAGCAAACUUAAGAGUCGGCUAGAAAGGAAAGAAGAACUACUGAAAGAGUAUGAGUCAGACAUUGGACAACUCAGGGCGAAUAAGGUAUCUUUGCAAGCAUACCAGGCCGAGAUGACUAAACUGGAAGAUGAAGUCUAUAGAGAAGCAGAAGAGAAUGCUCUGCUGAAAGAGGCUCUAGAGAGGACACAGUUCCAGCUGAAUCAGGAGAAAAGAUUGAACAGAGCUGUUAAACUGCAUAAGCCUGGACCCAAAACAAAAUCAUUCCCCGAAAAGCUGAAGACGACAGACCGUGUGAUAGAAGCAUUUAAGAGGAGAGUACAUAGUAAUGCCACCUCAUAGGCAUUUCUCUUGCAAAAUCCUGUGGUAGGAAUUUGCCAAGUAAUUAAUACUAUUUGGGAUAGACCUGUUGUUAAUUGUAUUGUUUUGAUGAAAAUCCUUUUAGCCCUUGUGUAAAUACAUGAGAUGCUGCAGUAUAUCUUGAAUUACAUAGGACUUGUUUUUCCUUAAGUAUAUUGCUUAUGUACCAUAUUAUAUUUUUGAUUAUUAGAAGUUUAAGAAAAAUGGUCAUUUUAAUACAAAUUGAUAUAUAAAUUCAGAAAUGUAUUUUUUAUCUUUAUACGUGUCCUUUUUUAAAAUAGGCUCAAACUCCUAAGAUCUGCUUAGGUUAAAUUUUGUUAUGUUGGUGUAGUUCGCUUGAGCCCUGACACAAUCCUAAAUCCAAGUAGAUCCAUAAUAAAAUUCCAGCAUGAGGUAUGAAAAUAGACCACCAGGUUCUAGCAACUAAAUUCCAGCAUUGCAUAAAUAUGACUGAACAGAACCAUUCUGAGUCCAUUGUGUAAUUACAACCAAUUGAAAGAACGUUGUUCAUUUACUAGUAUCUUACUUUAAUAAUACACUUGCAUGAGCAAUCUGGGAGCCACAUUUGAUAAGCAGCCUUAGGGACCAACCCAAAUUCCCAUACUCCAGUGAAUACAGAACAGCAAGGGCUCACCUGUCUAUUACUCUGAUCAGAUGUAUUAUUUAUAACUAUAGCAUUCUUGAAAACUAAAGGCUAUUUUCCUUUGCAAAAUCAGAGCAAAACAUUGGUAGUAGCUACCCCGCAAAAUAAUCCUUGAUAUCUGAGAAAGCUAAUCUUGCUAAGUAGUGAGGCAGAUGUUAGCCCAUUUGCUGCUGGGUCAGUGCAGUAAGCUAGUGGUUCUGGUACACAUUGUCCCCACAGUCAUUCUCCCUUUGUUGUAUUCUGAACAGUUUGCACAGAUCCUUUCAACAAUGGGUAAUUUGGAUUCUAGGCUGUAUAGACAAAAUCUUAUUAUAUUGCAAAUUGUCUAAAUUUUGGCACUAACAAACUGGCUCAUUAGUGCUAAAAGUCCAGUGUGUGGACAUGAUUUAGUCAGUGUCUCACUGCUAAUUUUAUGUAUGGUAUAAUAGCCCGUAACCAGUAGCUCUUUUCUGGUGCAGAUUUGGUUUAAUUUCUAACACACUGGGUAAAGUCUGUCUCUGUUUAGAACUUGGCCUAUUUUUCUUACCAGAUGUGCAAUGUGCUUCCAUCUGUACAAUGUCCUGAGUUUAUUUUGGAACAAUACAUGACCUCACGUACCUGUUUUAUUUUAACAUUUUGCUCUGACCCCGUCCAUCUGUUCUGUCUGAACCUUUGCAGCAGUUCUUCCUUAAGGGUUUUUUGUGGCAUCGUUAUUUUUCAAUCCUCAUAUAUUGCCCUUCCCCCUGCCCUAUAACAUUAGCUAAUUUCUAUAGCUGUAGUACCCUGGAAUAAUCUAGUUUUGCAUGUGGCUAUCCCUCCAAUAUUGUCCCAAGGAUUUGAAAAGUCUCCUCUGUCUUGCUUGUGAUAAAUUGAAUCUUCUAGUCAGCUGCUAGUAAGGUAAUCAUUAUCAAACUAGCAUAUGCUCCAUUAUUUCCUACAUUUUUUUCUUUCAUAGUUUUAUCCAUUGUUCUUCCCAGUGCAUCAGCUAUAGAUGUAACUUUGCUACAAGUGGAAGACUUUCAGGUCAUCUCAGAAGCUUGAUCAUAAUUCUUUUAAUCUGCAGAGGGCAGUCACUCAGUGACUUCAUAAAGAAGAAUUGCUGGUUAAUGGUCGUUUCAGACCCUUAAUAGUCGAAUUAAAGUUUUCUAGCAAAUACAAUGUUUAGCAGCUUUUUUAUCUAUAUGUCCAAUUUCCAUUGUCAGUCAAGAUUUUAUCUAAACAACAGGUCAUCACUGAUAAUCAGACCUUUGCUCAAGGUUUUCAGAUAUUUCAAGAUAUUUUGCAGCACAGGGAAACUGUUACGGUUAUAUCAUUCCUGCAGAGUUCUGAUGACACCAAAAAUCAGUAGCUUUGCCCUUGGUGCUCAGCACGUGAUGCCAAAAGUCUAGUAAUGUCCAAACAAUAUGAGAAGUUGAAGAAACUAGUACAAGCCAUGUACUUGGUGUGUUACUGCUCUUCCCAAAUUGUUAAAAACAUAUAAAUGAAGUAAAUUUGGCAUGAUUUUCAGAGGUCCUGAGCAACCGCAGCUUUCUGUAGAAGUUAGUGGGAACACAUAUGUGCUCAGCACCUUUGAAAAUCAGGGAAAUUAUUUUUAAAAAGCUUAUUUUUAACAUGAUACCUAUUCUCAAGAUUCAGUGUACAGAGCCAAUGUGCUACAAUAACCUUUCCCGGCAAUCUCAUGCAUGGAAAUAUCUACAGCUUUGCAAUUCACACUUGCAUUGAGUUAUUAUUUUACCUCGGUAUUUGGCACUGGUCCAACUGCGCUUGAAUACUGCAUUCAGUUUUGGUGCCCAUAAUUCAAAAAGGAAAUAGAUAAAUUAAGGAGAGUACAGAAAAGAGCCCUGAGAAUGAAUAAAGGGUUAGAAAACAUGCUUCACAGUGAGAAGCAAACAGCUUCUAUGCCCUGAUCUCCAC